This is a messenger RNA of Didymodactylos carnosus, 609 nucleotides long. The record is from the annotation of a GenBank genome assembly. Lineage: Eukaryota; Metazoa; Rotifera; Eurotatoria; Philodinida; Philodinidae.
AUGAUUGUAAUCAAAGGAGUACAUUUUGAUAAAGUUAGAAGUAAACAAAUUGCAAAAUAUAUGAUAAUAACUGUUAUUUUGAUGAAUAUUCUAGGUACAUUACAUGAACCAUUCUACCGUCAUAUGGUUGAUGAUCCACAUAUAAAUGAUUAUUCGUGGUGUGUAAUUAAAUAUCCGUAUGUAUGGCUCGAAACAUAUGAAACUAUAAUAAAUAUAACUAAUUUAUUAGUACCAUUUAUGAUUAAUUUUAUAACAACAUUAAUUGUAUUAAUUCUUCUUGCACGACGUAAAUCAUCAAUAAUUGAUAACAAUAAAAGUUAUUUUCAUAUUCUAAAAGAUGGAAUUCGUCGAUACAAUUCAUUUGUCAUAAGUCCCUUAUUAUUAAUUCUUCUUGAAUUACCACGACUUGUAUCAUCAUUUGCAUUUGCCUGUAUUACAUUUCAAUGGCAAAAGUACUUGUAUUUAACAAGCUAUUUUGUAUCGACAUUGCCAUUAAUGACAACUCUAUUGAUAUUUGUAAUACCAAAAGAAUCAUACAAGAAAGAAUUAAUUGAUUGCUUAAAACGUUCAAGAGAAAGUAUAACUGGCAGAUUGCGGAAAUCAAUGUAA